UAGGUUGGGAAUCGGUUCGUGUUCUUCUCCAAAUUUUUAAAAACGUUUACGUGGUCUUGAAAAAUUCAUGAUAAUCUUGUAUCAUAUAUUUGUCAAAUGCACUGUGUCCUGUUGUGUCGCGUGUUAAAUUAUAAACGCGUGUAAGCACGGCGUGAACUUUGAAAGUUGUUUUCUUAUGUGCGUUCGUUUUGUAUUUAUAUUUAUAUUAAUAUUUAUAUUCAAUUAAUUCGACAAAACAUUUGAUUGUUAUGAAAUUUAUCGAGAAUCGUGGAAUUUGUUUAACGAUAUAAUACGAUACGUGCGCUAUUAAAUAAUUUGACAUUGUUUUUAAAAAUUAUAUCAAGAUAAUUCGUUUCUUUUAAAAGAAAAUUGUGUUUAUUGUCAAAUCGGUUUCUAAUUUGUUUGGUUACAAUUAGACGAUUAAAAAUUGUACGCGUAAGAUACAAAAUUCACAAAUUAGAAUUCGUAAUUGUGCAAAAUGCAAAGAAGUCGGUUGCGUUUCGACAAUGGGGAGUAUCAACACAGUGGGGAGAUCGAGACGACGCCACUUCGCAGGAGCUCCGUUAGAUUUCCGCGACUGCGAUUGGCUGAUAUGGAUUUCAAAUCGGAUGAUCUGUCAAAGUUACCAACUUCAAAUUACCAGUCUGUCUUAACGAAUGUCUCGGCAAUUGAUAAAAAAUUCCCACCACAGUGCCGAAGACAAUACUCAGAGGACAGAUUCAUAGUGCCAAGAUGCAAAUUCAACGCGGAGGCGUCGCACUACGCCCUAACCAAGAAGAACCCACCCGACCUAGCAAAGGAGAAUGAACUCAACGUGUUCGAAGAGAUGGAAAAUCUGCCGUUAACCUGGCGAAAGAAGAUGUUCCACGAAUUAAUGGUGAAAGAAAACGUUAUACCAGGGCUAAAACAGAAAGGAGUACUGCAUGGCAACCACUUAUGCUCGGAAAACAAAUUACCUGGGAACUUAGCAGGCUGCAGUAAUGACGUGUGGGACGAGGAAUACAUUGAAGAAGGAACGUGGAAGUCAAAGCCACGAAAGAGACCUCUAAUACACUCUAUGGACGCCAUAUUAGAAUUGCCUGGAAUAGAGAGAUCACUACAAUCCGAGUACCGAUUAAUCGACUGGAGUUCAAGAAACAUAAUUGCAACGGCGACUUGGGAAUCAGUACUAUUUUUCGACUCGAGUAUGUCUGGUCAAUUGAACCCUCUCGAUAAGGUGACAUCUGGGAACCUAUGUGCACUGACCUGGAAUCAUGCAGGUGACAAGCUGGUCAUAUGCACGUUGUCGUCCUCCAUAAAGGUGAUCUGCAUACAUACCAAAAAAAUAAUCUGGAGUACCAAGUGUCGGGGCAUAGCCAACUGCAAUUGCAGGUGUUACGUUCGUUGCGUUUGCUGGUCAAAGGACGACCAACACAUUGUCACAGGUUGCGCAGGACUAAUCUCGGUUUAUUUGGCGACGACUGGUAAGCUUAUCAACGUGUUACUCGCACACACCACGCCGAUAUUAAAGCUUGCCUUUUCGGCCAACGGUCGAUACCUCGUGUCGUCCUCGAUGGACUCGAUUCUUCGCAUUUAUUUGUGGCCAAAACUCAAACCAUAUUUCGACAUUACUUAUUACGAACCUAUAAAAGCGUUGGCCUGGCACCCCCAAGAUGGCGGCUUAUUAUGCACAGGCGGUGGCUUGGGCGAUGCUUCGCUGUCACUCUGGAAUAUAAACAAGUGUGAGUCACUGAGUUAUCGUCUUGUCGAGUUUUACGGUGCCGUAGAGAACUUGGCUUGGAAUAAGCUCAGCGGCGAGUUAGUCGUUCACUGGUCCUACUGGUUAAACGAGAGACAAUAUACCAUCAUGCCGGUUCUCGCGGGACUCGAUCGCUUUGUGGAUGCUCUGCCGCUGGAGAGGAAUGUUCUGGUCAAGUCCAUCAUGUGGAACGCAGACCACACGAAAUUAGCGACGUAUGGCUCCGAUUUUUUCUCGACCUGGAAUUUCUUUGGCAACGAGAAUUGUCAUCAACAACAGCGUAAACAACGCGAACGCGCAGCAGUUCGAGAGUGUGCAAAAGUCACAGGUUCCAAAGGAUUCGGUCGUUUUACCAUACGGUAGAUCCGCCAUGUAUAAACAACGAAUAUUAUUCUUCUAUUUUGUUAUAUUUAUUUAUUUGCUUUGUAUUAUACGCAUGCAUAUUAUCCACUAAUUUUUGUACUUUGUCGUCAUUAUUCUAUCGCAUUUUGUUUUCGCAGGACGUAAACUUUUUGGUUAGAAUAUUGUGAUAUAAAGUACUAAUCCUUCUAAAUAUAUUGGUUAUUUAA
This is a messenger RNA of Hylaeus volcanicus, 2307 nucleotides long. RefSeq names its product protein cortex-like. Gene Ontology annotation, biological process: positive regulation of ubiquitin protein ligase activity; positive regulation of anaphase-promoting complex-dependent catabolic process; anaphase-promoting complex-dependent catabolic process. Gene Ontology annotation, molecular function: ubiquitin ligase activator activity; anaphase-promoting complex binding; protein binding. NCBI's taxonomy places the organism in Eukaryota, Metazoa, Arthropoda, Insecta, Hymenoptera, Colletidae. Gene Ontology annotation, cellular component: anaphase-promoting complex. The record is from RefSeq and is a predicted model, not a curated record. The transcript is spliced from 8 exons. Bases 479 to 2101 code for a protein of 540 amino acids.